CCUGGUGACGUGAGGAGCGUUCCAUUCCGCCAGCGGUGGGCGGUUGCCACAGCUGGUUUAGGGCCCCGACCAUUGGGGCCCCCUGUCAGGAGGAGGCACCCUCCCUGUCAGGGAGAAGUCGCUAGCACCUUUGGCGGCUGACGCGAUCCCCAGGGACAGGGCACUUUUCUGUCCUCAGUUGCCGGCUGAGUUCCGUCUCUCUCAUUCAGGUUGGGCUCCCUUUCCUAGUCUGUGUUCUCCUGCUGGGUCAGUUUCUGAGGAGGAGAUUGUUUUCCAGGGCUCUUGAUGAUGCUUGACCCAGCGGCAACAAUAGUAGACGCCGUGAUUUCAAAGCUGGGCUCAGCCACUGUCUCUGCUCUCCUGUAGUCACAAAGCCCAUUUUGGACCAGGGUCUCCAGUCAUGUCUGUGAUGGUGGUAAGAAAGAAGGUGACACGGAAAUGGGAGAAACUCCCUGGCAGGAACACCUUCUGCUGUGAUGGCCGCGUCAUGAUGGCCCGGCAAAAGGGCAUCUUCUACUUGACCCUCUUCCUCAUCCUGGGGACAUGUACACUCUUCUUUGCCUUCGAGUGUCGCUACCUGGCUGUACAGCUGUCUCCUGCCAUUCCUGUGUUUGCUGCCAUGCUCUUUCUUUUCUCUAUGGCCACAUUGUUGAGGACCAGUUUCAGUGACCCUGGAGUGAUUCCUCGAGCACUACCAGAUGAAGCAGCUUUCAUAGAAAUGGAAAUAGAAGCCACCAAUGGUGCGGUGCCACAGGGCCAGCGACCACCUCCUCGUAUUAAAAAUUUCCAGAUAAACAACCAGAUUGUGAAACUGAAAUACUGUUAUACAUGCAAGAUCUUCCGGCCUCCCCGGGCCUCCCAUUGUAGCAUCUGUGACAACUGUGUGGAGCGCUUCGACCAUCACUGCCCCUGGGUGGGAAAUUGUGUUGGAAAGAGGAACUACCGCUACUUCUACCUCUUCAUUCUUUCUCUCUCCCUCCUUACAAUUUAUGUCUUCGCCUUUAACAUCGUCUACGUGGCCCUCAAAUCCUUGAAAAUUGGCUUCCUGGAGACAUUGAAAGAAACUCCUGGAACUGUUCUGGAAGUUCUCAUUUGCUUCUUCACACUCUGGUCUGUUGUGGGACUGACUGGAUUUCACACUUUCCUCGUGGCUCUCAACCAGACAACCAAUGAAGACAUCAAAGGAUCAUGGACAGGGAAGAAUCGUGUGCAGAAUCCCUACAGCCAUGGCAACAUUGUGAAGAACUGCUGUGAAGUGCUUUGUGGCCCCCUGCCCCCCAGUGUGUUGGAUCGAAGGGGUAUUUUGCCACUGGAGGAAAAUGGAAGUCGUCCUCCAAGUACUCAAGAGACCAGCAGUAGCCUCUUGCCUCAGAGUCCAGCCUCAACAGAACAUAUGAACUCUAAUGAGAUGCCAGAGGACAGCACCACUCCGGAAGAGAUGCCACCUCCAGAGCCUCCAGAGCCACCACAGGAGGCGACUGAAGCUGAGAAGUAGCCUGUCUGUGGAAGAGACUUUUGUUUGUGUUUCAUUAGGGUUAUGAGAGAUUUCAGGGGGAAGAUCAACCUGAGACAGAGAGCAAAUAAGCUGUCCCUUAUUACUAUUUUCCUUUGGUCUUUAGUCACCAAAUUGCACACUGGCAUUUUCUUGCUGCAAACUUUUUUUUAAAAUUUAUGGACUUAAGACAGUGGCAGAAGAUGCCAGUUACCUCUUGGCAACUGGACAAAUGGGUCUCUUGGGACAUGGUACUUGUUUUCCAUGGUCUCAGCCACAAGGUGUCCUUGGACUCCCCUUCUCUUCCUUCCAGAUCCUAGCUCUCCUGCUGGGGAUCAUUGGUCUCAUUCUUGGGCUAAAGAUGCUCAAGACUGACUCAGGUCCUUUCCAGUUGCUACAUGUCCUGAGUCCAGAGGCAGUCACAGAGACCUCUGGCCAGGGAAUCCUAACUGGGCUCUUGACUCCUUCAGACCUAAUGAGGAUUGGAGAGUAAGGUUGGAGGAUUUUCCUGGCUACAAAGUGCCAGCAUUGCCAGCCAAUCCUUUUGGGAAUAGGGCAAGUACCUUCCACUUGUAUUUAUUUGUGUAGCUUUUCCUCUCCCCCUCCCCCAUCCACUCUCUAACAUCCAAGUUCCACUCUUUCCCCGUUAGACGAUAUAUGUAAGUAGUCAUAGUAGAGAUAACAAUUUACAUUUCUCAUAGGUUCUCCAGAAACUUCAAUGCCUGUGCUAUUCUCAAUAAGCAUUGAUGUGAUGCCAACAGCAUAGCCCCUCACACUCUCUGUCUCAUCUCCCCUCUUUUCUCAUUAGCCCAUUUUAAUUUUCUUUUUUUUUUUUUUUGACUCCUGCUUCCUUUGGGAGCAGGAAUGGCAGUAAUAAAAGCCUGCACUUUGGUGCUUCCUUUUCCUCAGAGGAAGCCUGAGUGCUCAUUAAAACACUACCCCUCAGACUUCUUGUGUAAGGCCUACAGAGGCCCUGAAUGCACAAAUGGGGAAGCCAAGGCACAGAGAGGCUCUCCUCUCCUCUCCUCUCCCCUCCUAUCCCUCUUCAUCCCCUCAAAAAAAAAAUAGAAAACAAAACAAAAAAGGCUAAACAGUUCUUCCAUUAAGCCUUGGCUGAGUGAGGGAAAGCCCAGCACUGCUACCCUCCCGGGUAUUCCACUCCAAGGCCUCAGCCCACCUCUGGCAAUGGUAACCACACCAGGGGCUUCAUCCAAGCCCUACUCUUCCAGCACUUCCACCGGCAGAGUCCUCGAGCUACUUCACCCUGGGGGUGGACUGUGGCCCCCAGGCAGCUCUGCUCAGGACCUGCGCUAUUUCAGGGAAGAAGUUCUAUGUAUUAUAUGUGGCUAUAUUUCCUAGAGUACCUGUGUUUUUCUCUUUCUAAGCCAGGGUCUUGUCUGGACAACUUAUGGGGACAGUAAGGAGUGUGAACCACAACUUUUAAUCUAUUUGAAGGCGAUUAAACUGUGUCUAAUGCAA
This is a messenger RNA of Arvicola amphibius (Eurasian water vole), 2971 nucleotides long. It is a transcript of the gene Zdhhc9, whose product is annotated as zinc finger DHHC-type palmitoyltransferase 9. The record is from RefSeq and is a predicted model, not a curated record. The coding region runs from base 401 to 1495 and encodes 364 amino acids. The transcript has 11 exons. Gene Ontology annotation, cellular component: endoplasmic reticulum; Golgi apparatus. Gene Ontology annotation, molecular function: protein-cysteine S-palmitoyltransferase activity. Lineage: Eukaryota; Metazoa; Chordata; Mammalia; Rodentia; Cricetidae. Gene Ontology annotation, biological process: protein targeting to membrane; peptidyl-L-cysteine S-palmitoylation.